Penicillium cinerascens is the source of this 2943-nucleotide messenger RNA. RefSeq lists its product as uncharacterized. Gene Ontology annotation, cellular component: Atg1/ULK1 kinase complex; phagophore assembly site; extrinsic component of membrane. The transcript has 3 exons. NCBI's taxonomy places the organism in Eukaryota, Fungi, Ascomycota, Eurotiomycetes, Eurotiales, Aspergillaceae. Gene Ontology annotation, biological process: autophagosome assembly; protein localization to phagophore assembly site; mitophagy. The coding region runs from base 1 to 2943 and encodes 980 amino acids. The record is from RefSeq and is a predicted model, not a curated record.
AUGCAUCAGCAUCCCCGGUCUCCUGCGAUGCCUUCGGCGGCAACCAGGCUUCCCUCUAAUCCGUCCGCUGCUCGGGACGAUCCAAGAGAGCACGACUCCGUCCCGCCCUCGCCUUCCACCGACAUAAGGACAAAUCCCGCACGAGGUUUAGGCAUCGACGCUGGAGCAGAAGCUGCUGAGCAGACUAGGGAGGCUGCACAAAGGAAAGAGGCCAUAACCAAGUUGAACCAGAUCAUAUCGAACUAUCACACGAAAGCGGCUUUGAUCAUUUUGCAUUCACGUGUUGAGCUGCCGGCGAGCUUCAACAAGGGCUCGGAUAGCCCGAGAAUCAAUCGUUGGUUCAACGUCGAAUUAGAAGAUACGGAUGCGAUCCGGGAUCAGCUUUUGAUCUGGAGGGCAUGUAACGCCACAGAAAAGCGACCGCCACCCCUCAUUAUCGAAACCUUCUUAGACGGUAAGGGCCUGACGAAUAACCAGAGCUUGGUGAUUUUGGACGACAAUGGCAAGCGAUGGGAUGUUCUAGAGUCGCUCGCGGCUUCGAGGGGCGUCUCUGUGUCCCAGCCACGCCAGUCGGGUUCUGAUGAUAUCAUUUUGGAGCGAUGGAGAAUCGAGUUGGGCGAGUCAUCCAGCGGGUUGCCGGCCGACUUGAGCUCCAUCUUGCCGACUGUGUAUAAGAAAAGCAUCGUCCUUUUCCGCUCCUUAUUCACGUAUUCCAAGUUCUUGCCUGCGUGGAAGUUCUCCAAGCGCAACACGAAUUUGCGCCGGAGUCCUGCCUUGCAGCUCAGGUACCGUGUGAUAGAUGGGAGCACCAUGCGCCGUGAUGCUUCGCGGGAUCACUUGACGACUCCGUUGUAUGAGGGGAAUGAGAAGGUGGUGGAUACGUACAGCUUCGGCGUUACUGAAUCUCCUGCUGGGCCAUUCUCGGUAUCGGUCACAUAUCGAACGAAUUGCGACUUCCGUGUGGACGACUCAGAAGCGUUGUUGAGCUCGCGUUUCAUGGGCGCCGACGACGCUAUCUUCCGUCCCUCACUGCCGUCGGAGGAAGUUAGUCGUCCGGGGCCUGAAGUUGGGUCGGUGCCUGUGGGAAGAAGGACGGUUGAGAAUCCAGAUUGUUCGCGUGCAUACGGAAGUCUAUCAACCUUCCACCAGGUUGGGCCAGCUACUGGUGCCAGUCCUAUCUCUGCGUUGCGAGCUGCGCGUGAUGCAAGUGUCGGGUCAUCAUCUCCAUCAGAUUCACCUAAGAAGUUGAUGCCCGCUGCGAAAAUUGCUCCCAUAGGACGUACUGCUCAACUUGCAGGUGAAAUUGGUUCCAAUUUCGCUCGUCGUUCCUCUGUCUCAUUUCAAGCCUUCAAAGCACCCCCUCUCUCUGCUUCACCUGCUCUCGUCGACACACCCCUAGGCGCAUCUCCUCGUACCACGUCUGCCCGUCUAUCUACAGGAACAUCUGCCGACUCGAAGUUUAUGCCUCCUCCUUCAGUUGCGGCUGCUGCUCGUCGACCUGCUGUUCUUGCAUCCGAACACGCCAUACCUUCCUCAACUUCCGCAUCACCCAAACCUGCUCCUCUAUCACGCUAUAGUAGUUCUUUCAGCCACCGACGAGGACGGCCGUCUUCAGGAGGUACCGCCAGGAUGGAAGACGACAACUCGAGUGGGAAAGCCAGUGCCGCAUCAUCCAACGCCCAACCUGGCUCUGGCCUUCUUGCAGAAGCCACUGGUACAAGCGCAGAGUCGAUGCACGCAGACGAUGAAAAUAUCUCCGAUUUCUUGAAGAUGCUCGACACUAGCAAGGACUUGAUGAAUCGUUCCACUGGCACUCCCUCUCUUGAGCAAAGUGCUCGCAACGCCACUGCUCCUGGAGCUGCCUUGGCUCGCUUCCGAGGCAUGCGUGAGUCCCAUGCUGCUCUCUCGGACUCUAUGACAUCCUCUAUGCAUAUACACCGCUCUUCUACCCCCUCCAGCAAGCAGCUGUCGGGUGUCCCACCUAUGGUUGCUGGCACCUCUAUCUCUACGGCCUCUUCACCUGGAAAGCCAAUUUCACCGCACACGCCGCAUACGCCAGCCAUCCGUUCCCGCCUGAGCUCCAACAGCGUUGCUGAUGAUAUCGUCACGGAACGUGAACGCCGCCGGCAUGCGAACAUCGGGCACGAUUCGACGCUCGAUGAGCAUCCCAGCCUCGAAACCACCCAGCACGCUUCUGCUGUUGCUGCCAUCGACAUACCAACUUCUCCGCGGGUCUUCGAUCCCAGUUACCGCCGCUCAAGCUCUGCCGCCCAGCACAGGCGGCAGACGGUUAGCGAUGACGACGAGAUUUUCCCCUUUGGUAUGCGCAGUAUGAGCGUGGGGCCACCGCUUCCUCUGCCCAUCGAGACGCAGCAGGAGACUGGGUUUGCCCCCGAAAACCAGUCUGGGCAACAGUCACCCUCCGUGGAUGCUCCUACUACCGCCACAAGCAGCACCGGUCCCUACCGCGAUGCUACCUCGACUCGAGGAGCUGGCCCGGUAGCAACGUCUACGUCGUUUACUGCGAACGUCUACCAGCCCCGAUUCGCUAGCUCGCGCGGCCGCGGUUUCUCAGGCGGCCCUCAAUCCCUCAGUUCUGCGUCCAGCAGUCUCGCCCGGGGUGCCACGAUCCCGCCCCAUCUCGUGGAGCGCGAUGCUGACCGCGACGGCAAUGCUAGCGGCAACGCCAGUGGCAGCAACAGCGGAAACUCCACUCUGGAGAUUCGGCGCGGAUCGGGCCACCGGCUCAGCACCAGUCGCGCCCCGCCGUCUCAGGUGGAAGAUGACGAGCCCCUGCUGUUCGCCAUGAGUGAUUUCGGUGCAUCCCGGCGGAGCUUGGAGGAGAACAGAGGCAACCACGGUGGCAGUGACUCUGCUGGUGCUUCACGACGUGGCAGCAGUCGCCGCGGAGCUGGGCUCCCUGGCUUCCACGCCUGGUCUUGA